Molecule: messenger RNA, 1879 nt
Organism: Oryza sativa Japonica Group (Japanese rice)
Lineage: Eukaryota; Viridiplantae; Streptophyta; Magnoliopsida; Poales; Poaceae
Product: nuclear transcription factor Y subunit A-10
Biological process (GO): regulation of transcription by RNA polymerase II
Molecular function (GO): DNA-binding transcription factor activity, RNA polymerase II-specific
Source: RefSeq, a predicted model, not a curated record
UCUUGUUUCUUUCUUUGCUAUACUCCACACUCCCCCGUGCAUGCCUUGGAUCCUUUCGGUUUGGUUUCUUGCUGCUCAGUGGGAGAUUCUUGCAUCUGCUGCACAUGCACCUGCUGGCUGUGGCUGUGGCCUAUGCUUACUAGUAGUAGUAGUAGUAGCUCACCUUGUUAUUGAGAAGUUCUUGGUUUUGUGACUCCUGUGGGUUAUUGAAGUUCUUGGUUUCAGUUGGGAAGGUGAAAAGAGGAUUUCUGGAUUCUUGGGAAGUGGGUGAUUAGGUGCUUAACAUAAUCCCAAUCCUAGAAAAAUACAUUCGGAGUGGUUGCUGCUGAGCUCAACCAAUCAAGCUUGUUGGGGAGGCAAGCAGUCACAAUGAUGAGCUUCAACAAGAGCCAAGAAGGAUUUGGGCAGGUUGCUGCUGUGGCCACCCUGGCCUCCAAUGGAGGAGGCUCUCUACCAUGGCUGCUGUACGGCGAGCCACUGGGGCAGGGGAAGCCGGCCAUGUCGCCGGAGGGCGUGGUGCCGAGAGCACAGACUCCUCUGGAUCCUCCUCAGGUUCCAGCCAUGGACAGGGGUGUCCCUGAAAUUCUGAACUUCUCCAUGGUUCCAGGUAAAGGAGAAAAAUGUUCUGAGCACUCAACUACUAUUGCUCUGCAGUCACCAUUUGCAGAAUAUAAUGGCUGUUUUGAGCUGGGCCUUGGUCAAUCUGUGGUUCCCUCUAAUUAUCCUUAUGCUGACCAGCACUAUGGCCUACUUUCUCCUUAUGGAGUGAGACCAACGCCUAGCGGGCGAAUUCUUAUUCCACCAAAUAUGCCAGCUGAUGCACCAAUUUAUGUGAAUGCAAAACAGUGUUCAGCCAUCAUUCGACGUCGCCAUGCUCGUGCCAAGGCAGAGAGGGAGAAUAGGCUGGUCAAAGCUAGAAAACCAUAUCUUCACGAAUCACGCCAUCUUCAUGCAAUGCGUCGUGCAAGAGGCUCUGGUGGGCGCUUCCUCAACACGAAGAAAGAGACCAAUGGGAAAACCACUGGUGGAGGCAGGAAGGUGAUGGACAUCAUCAUCCCGCCUCUGUGCCCCGCCGCAUCUCCCAGCUCGGAGCAGUGCAACCCAAGCAGCGUUUCCAGCCUGUCCGGGUCAGAGGUGUCGAGCAUAUAUGAACACGAAGACAUGGACCACUUCCAUAGCUUUGAUCAUCUCCGGACACACUUCUUCACCCCGCUCCCGAGCCUCAUGGAUGUCGAGCACGGGGCUGGUAACCCCUUCAAGUGGACAGCAGCCUCUGAUGGCUGCUGUGACCUCCUCAAAGCAUGACUAGAGGGGGGAUACACCGGGCAGCCGAAGCUGGCAAACAUCAGCAGUUUCUGCUGGAUACAUUGCCCAGCUCCAGGUCAGGGAUUGUCCCUGCUGGUAUUGGCUGUCUGUAGGCAACUCAUUCUUGGCUGAUCGGUUCCGCUCAUCGCCUACUUGUCCCGGAAACUCCAGCACCGGUUUCUGGGAUCCUGCGGUGAUCAGAACAACCCAUCGCGUGUAAAAAAAAAAAAAAAUCAUCUAUGCUAUGCUGUUACUGCUUGCUACCAUUAUCUGAACUGCUACUACUAGGUAGCAAGCUUAAUCUGGCAAGGUAAAUAAAGUCUGGAACUUUGAACUGGUUCCAGUGGUGAUGAUUGUGGUGUGCUUGUAUCCUGAUAACUAUUGUGAGUUUGAGACCUGGCUUUGUUGAUCUACUGAACUACUACUGUAGCACUAUGCUUGAAGUUUGUGUGGGCUUGGUUUGCAGUUUGUAUUGUUAAAAAAAACUCAAAUCUAGUGAUGUAUUAAGACCUUGUUUGUGUGUAUCUUGUUAAUGUGGUAUAUCUGCAAGAAGGUAUAAUCUGUUUGGGAGUGA